Myxozyma melibiosi is the source of this 2682-nucleotide messenger RNA. Its product is annotated as fungal-specific transcription factor domain-containing protein. Lineage: Eukaryota; Fungi; Ascomycota; Lipomycetes; Lipomycetales; Lipomycetaceae. The coding region runs from base 102 to 2615 and encodes 837 amino acids. Gene Ontology annotation, molecular function: zinc ion binding; DNA binding; DNA-binding transcription factor activity, RNA polymerase II-specific. The record is from RefSeq and is a predicted model, not a curated record. Gene Ontology annotation, biological process: DNA-templated transcription; regulation of DNA-templated transcription. The transcript has a single exon.
CACCAACCUCUCUUAAAGCAUCGACAAUUCCGUACACUGGAGUGGAUCUUUUGAACCCUCCUUGUUCCCUUGCCUAUCAAUCUUCAAAUGAAUACCCAGCAAUGCCAGCUCCUGUAUCGCCGUCAUCUCUACCGCCUCAACCACCGCGCAAGCUCGGUCGCUCCUCAAUCGCCUGCAAGCGCUGUCACGCGUCAAAAAUUCGCUGCGACGUAUCCAUAAACGGUUCACCUUGCACAAGAUGUCGCGAGCGCAGCCAGACCGAUUGCCAGCCUAUUGAGUCGAGGCGGGGACUCUAUGAUCGCAAGGACUGGAUGCGGAAAUUGAGGAACGGCAACGCUAGAAGCAAGAGUACGAACUCUUCCUCGACAACUUCCUCUUCGGUAAACGAGAUACCAAUGCGUGGUACUGCUCCGGUCAGAUCCCUUUCUCUCGACUCGGGCAUGCAAUUGUCUGCUAGCACUCCCACUCAGCCUCAGCUGUGCUUCGUUCUGCCCGACGCCAAAUCAUUGACAUCUCACAAUGACUUUCUUCAAAAUCUGUUUGCCGGUGCAGUCAACUGCCCUCAGUCCAUCACAACCUCUCAGUUAUUACAGAGCAAUAGCCAGAAUACACAACAUAUUUCUGCAAUUGCAACCUCUACAGCAACAGAAAACGGCUGCAGCACCAAGUCAUACGACUCUCACAAGACUUCGACUCGCACGAGUCCUGAAGAGCCAAUCAGGCAAUGGUCGGUUGUCUUCAAAUGUCUUGUCAGCGACGAUGAGAUUGAUCGCAACACAAUCUCAUACUUUGGAGAUUCAUUUCCCAUGGGAGGUCUGCUUCAGUCGCUCUCGCCUCCGCACUCUGAGGCCAGUCCUCGGUCAAGGACCGGUCGCAUAUCAUCUGAAGCAAUUCCGGAUCAUCAUCCGAGCCAUAUGACUCCACCUAAGAUUUCAUAUCUCGAGUCAGAAGGUUGCUUCCAGAAACCUCCGUCUGAGGUGCUCGAUCAACUAUUGUCUAUCUAUUUCCAGAAUGUCCAUCCGUUAUAUCCAAUCAUCGACCGCGUUGGUUUCGCUCAAAUGUACAAGGAAGACAAAUGUCCAUGGCUACUGCUUCACUCGAUAUGCUUCGUGGCUGUGAUGUAUUGCCCCAUGAGCCUUGUCUGCAGUGAAGACGCCAGUACGCGACGGGAGGCAAGAAUGAAAUUCUACUGGCGGGCGAAGUCGCUUUUCGACUUUAGCUACGAGAAGAACAAGCUCGUUCUUCUUCAGUCGGCGAUCUUGCUGUCGUUCUGGGGAGGCAAACCAAACGACUACUGGAAUACAUUUUCCUGGAUAAAUGUUGCCGUGAAUGUUGCUGAGACUCUUGGCAUACACAAACGCCGGCCGUCGAUUGAGAUUCCAGAGGAAGAUCGGGGGCUGUGGAAACGGAUUUGGUCAUGCUUAGUUUCCCGCGACAGCUUUUGUGCCGCUCUACUCGGCAAGCCACUACGCAUCAAUUUGCUACAGUGCGAUGCCGAUUUUACCGUCCUGGAGGAUUUCGAGUCGGACGUCGACCCUGAAGGCGAGCAAUGGAGUGUUCGAAUGAUUGCGCAUGGGAUGUACGUGAUAGCGAUGACAAGACUUGCUCUUAUUCUACGACAUAUGCUACAGGCACGGGCUUCAAACACCGUCAACGUGGGGUUCUUGUGCAAAAUCAAAGAGGAUCUGCAGAAUUGGUCGCAUGACCUACCCGAGCAGUUGCGCUUGUCAAGCCGACGGAAGGAUUCCCCUCAGUACAUAUACUGCAUCUCCGUGGCAUUGAUAUACAGUCAUCACAUAAUCUAUGCUCAUCAGAUUGCGUCUGGGAUCCCGGGGAUCAACGAACCGGAAGGUCUGGGCUAUGAUAAAGCAGUUGAGUUUUUCUCAACGACAGCUAUACAGGAAGCUGUAUCCCAGAUUGCAGAUCUUGGUUCUUCACUGGUCACGCACUCUGAAAUCUCCCGACUACCGCAGAAUGCAUACGCCGCAUUUUUCAUGGCUAUAGUGAUGCUGUUCACGCAGAUGCGAAAUCUUGCGGGCGGUCGAAACCCGACGUUGAUGGCAUUGCUCAAGACGCAGCUGAAGAUUUGUGAGAUGGUAAUAUAUCAGGCGCAGGAUCACUGGGAUCAUGCUGAUUGGAUCAUGGCUUUGUCAGAGAGCCUUCGACAAAGACUGGACUUCAUGACGAGGCAAGGUACAGUAGCAGGCACGGCAGCAACAGGCAAUACAGGAGCAGGAUUAGGAGAGAUGGAGAUUGAGGAUCGUAUGCUUGACGGCAAGACCUUGGUGUCUAGUCAAGCAGGUAUCGGGGCGGGUCUAUCUUCAGAUUUUACAAGCAUCGCUAUUCCAUCAAUGCUAUCGACGGAAGCAGAGCUCGACGAAUUUAUGAAAAGUCUCCAGGAAGGAAUGAAUGCUUUAGAUGAAGAGCCGUCGCAGCUACAGCAGCAAAUAAGCAGAGAACAGGACGAUGCGCAGACUGUGGAAUCCAUGGCGGUCUUGAUGCAGGCUGAGCAUAGUAAUUCCUCAAAAGUUAUUGUUUGUUCGGGGGUGGAGAUGCCGAAAGGUGCGAUUAGAGAUGUAAACGAUGAUGGUGUUGAAGCAUUGUUUGAGGUGUAAAAAAAUUUCUCUUAGUACUGUAUAAUAUAAACGAGGUAUAAAGAUGGCAUUUCCAACAGAAGACUUG